Molecule: messenger RNA, 942 nt
Organism: Puma concolor (puma)
Lineage: Eukaryota; Metazoa; Chordata; Mammalia; Carnivora; Felidae
Gene: KAZALD1
Product: Kazal type serine peptidase inhibitor domain 1
Biological process (GO): regulation of signal transduction; regulation of cell growth
Cellular component (GO): extracellular region
Molecular function (GO): insulin-like growth factor binding
Source: RefSeq, a predicted model, not a curated record
AUGCCCAGAGCGCUCGCAGGGCUUCCACUAACCAUGCCACGGCCGCCGGCAGCUGCCCUGGCGCUGCCCUCGCUACUGCUACUGCUGGUGGUGCGGACGCCGCCCCCGACAGGCGCGCGACCGUCCCCACGCCCCGAUUACCUGCGGCGCGGCUGGCUGCGGCUGCUGGCGGAGGGCGAGGGCUGCGCUCCCUGCCGGCCAGAAGAGUGCGCCGCGCCACGGGGCUGCCUGGCCGGCCGGGUGCGCGACGCGUGCGGCUGCUGCUGGGAAUGCGCCAACCUCGAGGGCCAGCUCUGCGACCUGGACCCCAGCGCCCACUUCUACGGGCUCUGCGGCGAGCAGCUUGAGUGCCGGUUGGACGCAGGCGGCGACCUGAGCCGCGGGGAGGUGCCGGAGCCGCUGUGCGCCUGCCGCUCGCAGCGCCCGCUCUGCGGAUCCGACGGCCGCACCUACGCUCAGAUCUGCCGGCUGCAGGAGGCGGCCCGCGCUCGGCCCGACGCUAACCUCACUGUGGCGCACCCGGGGCCCUGCGAAUCGGAGCCCCAGAUCGUGUUGCACCCAUAUGACAUUUGGAACGUGACGGGACAGGAUGUGAUCUUUGGCUGUGAGGUGUUUGCCUACCCCAUGGCAUCCAUCGAGUGGAGGAAGGACGGCUUGGACAUUCAGCUGCCAGGGGAUGAUCCCCACAUCUCAGUGCAGUUCAGGGGUGGACCCCAGAGGUUUGAAGUGACAGGCUGGCUGCAGAUCCAAGCUGUGCGUCCCAGCGAUGAGGGUAUCUACCGCUGCCUGGCCCGCAAUGCUCUCGGCCAGGUUGAGGCCCCAGCUAGCCUGACGGUGCUCACGCCGGACCAGCUGAACUCUACAGGCAUCCCCCAGCUGCCAUCCCUACAUCUGGUUCCUGAGGAGGAGGCUGAGAGUGAAGAGGGCGAGGAUUACUACUAG